Messenger RNA from Syngnathoides biaculeatus (alligator pipefish), 1842 nucleotides. It is a transcript of the gene rwdd2b, whose product is annotated as RWD domain containing 2B. Lineage: Eukaryota; Metazoa; Chordata; Actinopteri; Syngnathiformes; Syngnathidae. The record is from RefSeq and is a predicted model, not a curated record. Gene Ontology annotation, molecular function: protein binding. Bases 88 to 1002 code for a protein of 304 amino acids. The transcript has 5 exons.
CACGUCACUUCUACUUUCCUUUACUUUUUUUUCCCCCGCCAGAUACCAACUUUAAUAGCAAAUGUCUCGUGGAACUACAUUUGGAGCAUGUCGUGCCGGGAAUGGGCAGAAGCUCAACUGGCGGAGCUCGAGCUGCUGUCCAGCAUGUUCCCCACGCACGAAGAACUGGAGAUCGUAGAUCAACUUGCCCUGGCCGAGCUCCGAGACUACGCCGACGCCGAGGGGUCGUCGCCGGCGUCCACCGACGGCCCACCGGUAUCACCUCCCACAUCCAGACCCCAGUUCGUCAUCAAGCAGAGGCUGGAAGAUGACACAGGAGUCGCUGAGGGGGUGGAGUUCAUUCUCUCCUGCACGUAUCCACCCGAGUAUCCCAGUGUGGUCCCGGAGAUAACAGUUCGCUGUAGUGGACUGAGCCGUGGCCAGCAGACGCAGCUCCACGCCGGACUCAACGCGCACCUCGCCGACGCGUGCCCGGGUGAAGUCUGCGUUCUGUCGGCGGUGGAGUGGCUGAAGGAGAACUUGCGCGCAUACGUAGACAAAAGCUCCUCUGCGCCUCCUCCUCCCCUGACGGACGCGGCCUCGCCACUGCGGCGGCAGGCGUUCAGUCGCCUGUGGAUCUACAGCCACCACAUCUACAACAGCACCAAGAGGAAGAACAUCUUGGAGUGGGCCAAGGAGCUCGGACUGUCGGGAUUCAGCAUGCCCGGCAAGCCCGGGAUUGUUUGUGUCGAAGGCGAUCAGGAGGCCUGCGAGGAGUUCUGGUCCAGACUCAAAGCCUUGACGUGGAAGCGGAUCACGAUCCGCCACCGAGAAGACGUUCCCCGGCACGACGUGCCGAGCGGCCCAAGCGUGGACUCCCUGCGCAAGUUCUGCGGGUUCGAGGAAGCGGCGUUCGACCCCUGUGGGAACCACAUGGACCUGGGCCUGCUCUACCAGUUCUUGCGGGAAAAGGGCUGCGGCGACGUCUUCCAGAUGUACUUCGGUGUGGAAGGGAGGGGCUAGUGGACCCCGCUGCUAUAUUUCCCACACACGGCGCCUUGUUUGUUUGCAAAGUAUUGAUCGGAUGGUGAGCACAGCUUGAUCGUACGACGCAGUGGAAAUUGACCACACAGUUAGCAGAAUUUGAAAUCCCAGAUUACGGUUUGCAGUUUUACCUCACAGUGAAUGUUUCUGCUGAGAUUUGAGGGAAAAAUGGACAAGCAAAUUCAAAAUGCUACUCGUAUUAGCCACGCAGGCCCCGCGGGAGCAGCUCGAUUCACAAACGCUGCUGCUAUGGCGACUAUUGAUUUGAUCUGAAGAAUUAUAGAUAAGAAACCCAUUUUCUUUUCACGAUAAGGUAGAUCAAUCGGGGACCGCACUCCAAUUAAAAGCUGUGAUUAAUGAUUGUGUCUCUUUCAAGAUAAAAAUCACGGAUUAAUUAGGGAAAGGGUUGCCAAAUUACCCAUUAGGAUCGCAUUUUAAAAGGAGAAAAUUGCACAAAUUAAGGUUUCAAGAAUUUCAAACUAAGUUUAUCUUCAGAGUUGGGUUUUCUGCUCAGGGGCCAGGUUUACAGUUAGGGUUUGAAAUUUAGGCCUCAGGCCUGGUUCAGGAUCUUACAUGGUUUUUGGAUUAGGUUAGGGUUAAAAACUGGUUAGGGUUUUUCAAAUGACGUUCAAAUUAUUCUUCAAAUUAAGUGACUUUCAACCGGAUAAUUUAUAGAACCUCCUCGUGGAGAACCUUCUGGAAAAGCAUCGUUUCUGUGUGCGUGCUCUCUUGUGGCCAGCAGGUGGCAAUGUUUAACAAGCCGAACGCUUUCAAACGCAAAAUCCAAUCCGAUCCAAUAAACAUGCAAAAAAAAAAAAA